Messenger RNA from Ruditapes philippinarum (Manila clam), 594 nucleotides. RefSeq names its product complement C1q tumor necrosis factor-related protein 2-like. The coding region runs from base 1 to 594 and encodes 197 amino acids. Lineage: Eukaryota; Metazoa; Mollusca; Bivalvia; Venerida; Veneridae. Gene Ontology annotation, molecular function: protein binding. The transcript is spliced from 3 exons. The record is from RefSeq and is a predicted model, not a curated record.
AUGCUUGCAGAUAUGAGAGGGAACAUAACGGACGAGAUGUUAAAGAGAGGUGACGAGAUAACAUGGAGAGAAGAUAUAAAAAACAAAUCGUUCAAAACAUUAUUCGAGGAAAAAAGAAUAAACCUGACAAGUGACAUCGAGGCUGAAAAAGAGAAACUUACUCAACUCCAAGGAAAACUCAAACAACCUCAGAUCGCUUUUUAUGCACAUCACUUGAAAGACAUACUUCUUGAUACUAAGGAUGAGAUUCUCAUAUUCGAGAAGACAUUCACUAACGAGGGAACAGGUUACAACACGUCCACAGGCCUGUUCAUGGCACCUGUUGGAGGAUUGUACCAGUUUGUUGUUCAUACAUGUACUGAAAAUAAUGAAUAUGUGUAUCUUGGCCUGGUGAUGGAAGGUAGCGUUAUCGCAGCACAUGCACAAUAUGGGGAUAAGAAUCAUAGCUGUAAUUCAUUUGGAGCAAUUAUAAGAGUAAGAUCAGGAGAAAAAGUUUGGGUCAAAUCAACAUCGUCAGCUAAUCGCCGGCUUGCACACAACUCCUCAUCUAGGAUGAAUACAUUUAGUGGAGUACUUGUCAAAUCUGAUAUAUAA